Molecule: messenger RNA, 1913 nt
Organism: Condylostylus longicornis
Lineage: Eukaryota; Metazoa; Arthropoda; Insecta; Diptera; Dolichopodidae
Gene: rl
Product: mitogen-activated protein kinase ERK-A
Exons: 8
Coding region: 363-1475 (370 amino acids)
Biological process (GO): protein phosphorylation; intracellular signal transduction
Cellular component (GO): nucleus; cytoplasm
Molecular function (GO): MAP kinase activity; ATP binding
Source: RefSeq, a predicted model, not a curated record
UGUUAUACAUUUUGGCAGCAAUUUCGUAUGAGCUGUAGGCACAUAAUACAUAAAUAACAUAAUCAUCUAUGUUAUUUGAUAUUUUUCUUUAAAAACACAUUUUUAAUUUUUUUAAAUACGUGCAUAUAAAAGUAGAAUAUUUUAAUACCGAAAUAUAUAUCUUGAUUGUAAUUUUGCAUAUUUGGUGAAAGUGAAACUAAUUCCUAGUAUAUACUAAAGUUUCCGCCCUUAAAUGUGUAUAACAAUAUAUGAUGCGCGAAGUAUACAUGUUUUUAAAAAAUAAUUAAGAGUUAAAAAAGAGUUCAAGAAAAUUUGUAAAAAAGUUAUUAAUUUUAUAUUUGUUACAAUAAAAAGUAUAAAAAAUGGCUGAAUCGACAAAUAAUGGUGGAAAUACCAAUGCUAAUCCAAAUGCAGAAAUUAUCAGAGGGCAGGUGUUCGAAGUUGGUCCUCGAUAUAAAAAUUUAUCUUAUAUAGGCGAGGGGGCCUAUGGAAUGGUUGUAUCUGCUUUGGACACUGUUACAAAUCAAAAAGUUGCAAUUAAAAAGAUUUCUCCUUUUGAACAUCAAACGUAUUGUCAGAGAACAUUACGAGAAAUCAAAAUCUUAACAAGGUUCAAACAUGAAAACAUAAUAGAUAUAAGGGAUAUUUUACGUGUAGAUAGCAUUGAACAAAUGAAGGAUGUAUAUAUUGUACAGUGUUUAAUGGAGACUGAUCUAUACAAAUUACUUAAAACACAGAGAUUAAGUAAUGAUCACAUAUGUUAUUUUCUAUACCAAAUUCUAAGAGGACUAAAAUACAUUCAUUCUGCAAACGUUUUGCACAGGGAUCUAAAGCCCAGUAAUUUGCUGUUGAAUACGACUUGUGAUUUGAAGAUUUGUGACUUCGGCUUGGCUAGAGUUGCAGAUCCAGAACAUGAUCAUACAGGUUUUUUAACUGAGUAUGUUGCAACAAGAUGGUACCGCGCACCGGAAAUUAUGCUUAACUCGAAAGGAUAUACGAAGUCCAUCGAUAUAUGGUCAGUGGGAUGCAUUUUAGCAGAAAUGUUAAGUAAUCGUCCCAUUUUUCCUGGAAAACAUUAUCUUGAUCAAUUGAACCAUAUCCUGGGCGUAUUAGGUUCGCCAUCACAAGAAGACUUAGAAUGUAUUAUAAAUGAAAAGGCCAGAAGUUAUUUACAAUCUUUACCUUAUAAACCAAAAGUACCAUGGAAUAGACUAUUUCCUAAUGCUGAUCCCAAGGCACUAGAUCUGCUCGAUAAAAUGCUUACAUUUAAUCCGCAUAACCGAAUAGCUGUUGAAGAUGCGUUAGCUCAUCCUUAUUUGGAGCAAUAUUAUGAUCCGGGAGAUGAGCCUGUUGCUGAAGAGCCAUUCCGAAUCGGAAUGGAAUUAGAUGACUUGCCAAAAGAACAUUUAAAAAGACUUAUUUUUGAGGAAACCCUCAAGUUUAAAGAAACAUUUCCAGAUCACAAUAACGUGUAAAAAAUUAUUCUAAAAAUUGAAAAAAAAGACGUAUUUAAAAAAAUUAAUUUCAAAAAUGUUUAUAUGACAUAAAAAUACAAUUGUAAAGUAAAAAUAAAAUUUGAAAAAUUUAAUUGAAAGAAAACCCUAAUUUGUGAUUGAAUGCUCUUUUUUCAAAUUAUAAUGGUAAAUUUAAUUUUUUUCCUUUUUAAAUUUUUCCCUUUAAGCACAAUUAUGUACUUAUGCACAAAAAAAAAAAAGAUAAUAUAAAAAAAUUAAGAUAAAAUAGAAUCAAGUGUAAAAUUGUGACUUAUAUAUGUAUAAAGAAUAUUUUAGAAAAUAAAGUAAUUAAAAUAUGUGAUUUGAAUGUUAAUAUCGACAUUUAAAUAAUUGUGAAUUUUUUCAAUUUGUAUUUUUCUGAUUGUUCAUUUUUCGAUUAAAUGUUAAUUUCUUUGAGCA